Messenger RNA from Plectropomus leopardus (leopard coralgrouper), 8106 nucleotides. RefSeq names its product ArfGAP with GTPase domain, ankyrin repeat and PH domain 3 (gene agap3). Gene Ontology annotation, molecular function: protein binding; GTP binding; GTPase activity. Gene Ontology annotation, cellular component: nucleus. The record is from RefSeq and is a predicted model, not a curated record. Gene Ontology annotation, biological process: activation of GTPase activity. NCBI's taxonomy places the organism in Eukaryota, Metazoa, Chordata, Actinopteri, Perciformes, Serranidae.
CAAUUUGAGUGAAGUGCCAUGCUAUUCCUGAGCAGUGGGACCGUGGAUGCCACCCCGAGGAGUACAGUUAUUGGCCAACAGCAGCAGGGGAAAACCGUUUACCACAUCUCAGUCAUCCUGAACGAAACACAGGGAGAUGCGGUGGUGUCAGGGCUGGGAAUGGGCCGGGUCACCCACACCCAGGUGGAGAACUGCCAGCCAGGAGGAGAGAUAAUCAGAGUCGUGCCAAUGGAGAGCAGCCCGAGGCUGGGCAGGGCACGGCAGGAGUUUGACAGGUGGCCCUCCCUGAGCCGCACAGGUAGAGCUAGGAGACAAAGAGAGGAGGUAGUUGUGGAGGAGAAUGAGGAGGAGUUGGCAGAGGUAGAGGGAAAAAUGAAGACUGACGGGUUUUUUAAACAGCCCUUCAAGAACUACGGUAACUCCUUGCAGAGAGACAGAGACGUGGCAGACGCUCAGACAGACACCCAGGAGCAACACAUUCAGAGCGCAACAUUACGACCCGUCACCGUCCAUGCUAAAGGGCUCUUUUUUGGGGAACAUGGCCCAGUCGCAGGACAUAGCUCUCUGCCUCGGGCCGUGUUGCGAAGGUCACGUCAGGAUGAAGCCCCGCUAGGUAGGAGACCGCUGAGCAUGUAUGGCGACUCAGUCAAGCAGCAAAGAGAUUCCCAACCUGAACAAGAGAGGCGGCUGCGGAGGCCCAGGAGUGUGUGCAUGCUGGCAGGCCCAGGCCCAGUCCUGUUGGAGCCCCAGACCCAGAACCCCCUCAAGAGGGCAAGCAUUUUAGAAAACAACCAGCAGAUCAGGAACAGAAAGGCUGAGCUGAGGGCUGUGGAUGGCCUCAAUGCUGUUGCGCCUCAGCGGCCUUCGGUCCCCGCUGAGGUGACCGCCAGACUGCGCCAGAGGAGCUGGAGGCCCCGGCCUGUCAGUAUGACAGUACUGGAGCUGAGGAAGAGGGGCUCUGAUGAUGAGAUAGACAGCCAGAGGAGCUGCAGCCACACAGGCAGCGAUGGAGGAGGCUUGCUCAAAGGGGGCUUUCGUUGGAGGCUUUUUGGGAAAGCAUCUCAAGAAAAGGGCAAGGAAAGGGACGCUGAUAAAGAUACAAAAUCUUCUCCCAAAUGUAGUAAAUCUGAUGCUCCAAAAAGUACACUGAGCUCCUUAAGACGGAGCCUCAGUCUGCGAAUCAGGAGGACUCGGCCCCGGGACAAAGUUACAUUAGGGUCUGAAAAGGAGGUAAAGGAGUGCUCUCGGACUACAAGCACGGCUGAGGAUACAACAAUGCCUCCGCGGCCUUUCUCGUACCUCACAGGAAGAACGCUUCCGACUUCCACUGAGCAGAGUGAGGAUGGGGGCAUGCAGUACAUUCAGUACCACAGCAUGGGGAAGGUCAAGGUGAUGGAGGUGCCCCUCUGUCCAACAAAACUAUCUUCCAAACCAGUUCAGGAAGAGCCGAGCAUAUGGCAGCUCAUAGCCAACCGUUUCAGGAGGAAAGAGCAGCCGUACAAUGGCAAAUGUGAAAGCCAGGAGUCCCAGAGCAAAGACACAGGCCAAUAUCCCCUGGCCGGGAAUAAUAAGUCACAGCCAGUCACCAUAGCGACUCUGGCAGGCAUUGACUCCCACAAAGGUCGAGACUCCUUCGUCAACAGCCAGGAAUGGACAUUGAGUCGGUCAGUGCCGGAGCUGAAAGUGGGCAUUGUGGGGAAUCUCUCCAGUGGAAAGUCUGCUUUGGUGCACCGGUACUUGACAGGCACAUAUGUGCAGGAGGAGUCACCUGAAGGUGGACGGUUCAAGAAAGAAAUAGUGGUGGAUGGACAGAGCUACCUACUUCUGAUCAGAGAUGAAGGAGGGCCUCCAGAAUUACAGUUCGCUGCCUGGGUGGAUGCGGUGGUUUUCGUCUUUAGCCUGGAGGAUGAGAUCAGCUUCCAGACGGUCUACAAUUACUUCUUGCGACUCUCCAGCUACAGGAACACAGCUGAGGUCCCCAUGGUCCUCGUUGGAACACAAGAUGCAAUCAGUGCUGCCAACCCCAGAGUGAUUGACGACUCGAGGGCCAGAAAGUUGUCAAAUGACCUGAAGCGCUGCACGUAUUAUGAGACCUGCUCCACCUACGGCCUGAAUGUGGAGAGAGUCUUCCAGGACGUUGCCCAGAAAGUUGUGGCCAUGAGGAAAAAGCAGCAGCUCUCUAUUGGUCCGUGCAAAUCUCUCCCCAAUUCUCCCAGCCACUCAUCAGUCCCUGCUGCAUCCAUCCCCUCUGUUCACAUUAACCAGGCGGCCAAUGGUGGGGGUGCGUUCAGCGACUACUCCUCCUCUGUUCCCUCCACCCCCAGCAUAAGUCAGCGGGAGAUGCGCAUUGAGACCAUCGCUGCCUCCAACACGCCCACGCCCAUCCGCAAGCAGUCAAAGCGCCGCUCCAACAUUUUCACAUCACGGAAAGCCAGUGAACAAGCAAAGAGCGUUGACAGUAAAACAGACAGCAUAGGCAGUGGGAGGGCCAUACCUAUCAAACAGGGAAUCCUUCUGAAGCGAAGUGGCAAAUCCCUCAACAAGGAGUGGAAAAAGAAAUAUGUCACACUGUGUGAUAACGGCGUCCUUACUUACCACCCCAGUUUACAUGACUACAUGCAGAAUGUGCAUGGGAAAGAGAUAGACUUGCUGCGGACAACAGUCAAAGUUCCUGGGAAGCGACCACCCAGAGCAGUGGCCACCGUCGCCCCUACUGCCAGUCCCAAAACCAACGGGCUGACCAAGGACCGCAGCACCUUGCAGCUGGGCAUAGGAAACACAGGUGCUCCUCACUCCAACAGCAGCUCAUCCCUCCAGACGGGCGCAUCGUUGUUUAGCGGCAGCAAAGACGGCAUGCACCAACGCUCCUUCUCCGUGUCCAGCGCUGACCAGUGGAAUGAAGCCAUCAACACCAGUACAAGCAGCGGAGCCCCCAAUGGAAUGAGUGAUCCCACCACUUCCAGUGUGGGCAGCGCCACCAGCCCUAAACUUGAGCCACCUCCUUCACCACACGCCAACCGCAAGAAACACAGACGGAAAAAGAGCACGGGCAUCACGAAACCAGACGGCUUAUCUGCGGGCAACGAAGAGCAAGAGGAUUCCUUUGAGUUCAUCAUUGUAUCGUUGACGGGUCAAACGUGGAACUUCGAGGCAUCUACAUAUGAGGAGAGGGAGCUGUGGGUCCAAGCCAUCGAGAGCCAGAUCUUUGCCAGCCUGCAGUCGUGUGAGAGCAUAAAGAACAAGUCUCGGUUAGGCAGCCAAAGUGAUGCGAUGGCCAUUCAGUCCAUAAGAAACGUGAGGGGGAACAGCUUCUGUGUGGACUGUGAUGCACCCAACCCAGACUGGGCCAGUCUGAACCUGGGCGCCUUGAUGUGCAUCGAGUGCUCCGGCAUCCACAGAAACUUGGGCACCCACCUGUCUCGUGUCCGCUCCCUGGACCUGGAUGACUGGCCGGUGGAGCUCAGCAUGGUGAUGACGGCCAUCGGCAACUCGAUGGCCAACAGCGUGUGGGAAGGCGCUUUGGAGGGCUACACCAAGCCAGGCAGCGACAGCACCAGGGAGGAGAAGGAGCGCUGGAUCCGAGCCAAGUACGAGCAGAAGCUGUUCCUGGUGGGGCUGCCCCAGUCAGAUGUGCCCCUGGGGCAGCAGCUGCUUCGGGCGGUGGUGGAGGAUGACCUGAGGUUGGUGGUGGUGCUGCUGGCCCACGGCACCAAGGAGGAGGUUAACGAGACCUACGGGGACGGAGACGGACGCACCGCUCUGCACCUCUCUUGCGCAAUGGCAAACGUGGUCAUCACACAGCUGCUCAUCUGGUACGGUGUGGACGUGAAGAGUCGGGACGCUCGUGGCCAGACCUCGUUGUCCUACGCCCGGCGCGCUGGCAGCCAGGAGUGCGCGGACAUCUUGCUUCAGCACGGUUGCCCCAACGACACAAGUAGCCUGACGUCCGUGCCCACACCCAACAUGAGCCGCCGCAACCCCAAUCCCAACAUCAACAACAACAACGCCCAGUGUGAGCUCAACCGCAGCAUCAGCAUUAUGUAGGAGCCAGAGAGCAAACACACGAACUUCCCCGAACCCGCUCCUGUCUGUUCCCAGUACUUCCUCCUCUGUUUCACACUGUGUAACCCAGAAUCAGAACCAACAGAGAGAAACCAGGAGCCAUGGACACAUUGUUUAUAUUCCACCGAACAAAGUCGGUGUUUGGGGUUCGGACAUUGUACAUUGUUUGUUUUAUAUUAUUAUUUUUUAUUUGUUAAACUCAUUCAGUCUUGGUCUGAAACGAUCACGAUCAGCUUUAAGCUUUUUGUUUUUUAAGCGCCAACCAAACAAAUGACUUACUUUGGCAUUCAUACCUUCCCCACGAAAAGCAUUUCCUUAAUGCUCCAACAUUUCCUUUUAUGUCUUCCCCUUCUGCGACAUGAACUGAUUUUAUAACGAGCCUGAGAUGAGCAACUUCCUUCAAAUUUCCAAGCCUAAGCAUAAUAACAUAAAACUGUGAGGAAUAGUUUCACAAGUGACAAAAAAGAAACACUGAUGUGGGCAAAGAAACUAAAUCUUCCAUGAUCUCGGUGGCUGUUGCAGCUUUUAGUAAUGAUGCAUGUCUUCACCACAGCUAUCAAACUCUUGACAUACUAUUCAUAUACAAAGGCAAAGCAAUUAUAGUUGAAGAGUCCAAAUGAUUUAGAUACUUAAUUCACAGGAAAAUGGGUUAGGAUCAUCAUAAAGGAGCUGAUUGCUGAAUUCCUAUCGGCUGAAAGUGAGUCAUUUCCUUCGCCACCCUUAUCGUGAUCCUCCAGUAAAAGUGUCUGUGACUACAAAGGAAUUAAGGGGCAUGAUGUUUUAUGACCAUCGAGCCACGCGGCUUUGUGAGCGUGCCUCUUCAAUCAGAAUUCAUUCAAAUUCAAACCUUUGAUUGAAACAGUAGAAUCACACCAUUAAUGACGUCUUUGUUGGAGUAGUUUUCCGAUUGACCAGAUUGUGUUGAUAAUUGUUUGACACAGAUACUAUCUGUUCACCUCCUGUGGCCAAAGGCUGUAGUAAUCGGUACUCUCAAGAGCAUUUCCUCUUUUGUUGCUGUGAAAUACAUAUAUAGUACUGUGUAUGUGCCUCCGUACAUUAACCGUACAACACGUGUGUGCUUACGUCUUUUCGUCCGUGACCGUGUUCAGCAGAGAGCGACUGGGCAUUUCUGUUCAUAUACAUUGGAGAGAGGACACUGGAGAGAAGACGCUUAGAGUGAAGAUUUAGGAACAUAACUGUGUUUUAAUGUACAGACCCCUGUAAAAAGUAGUUCUUGUUCCUUCACCUUAUUCCUUAUAAGAACUUACUCUGAAGUUUUAGAAUCGAAAAAAAAUCCUUAAGUGUCAGCCUGAAAGUAGGGAGUUAACAGAAUGCAUUUAAUUGACUGAAGCGAGAAAGAAAAUGAGCAAGGAGGUUCAUAGAGGGAAGUAUACUUAGUUCGACUCUCUUUGCAUUAAUACAAAUGUACAGUAUUCCAUUGACAUGAUAAUUCAUUUAUAGUAAAGGUAAGAAAUUAAUUCAGGUGGCACGAAGUCUACAGUGUACUUUCCCUUUUAUUCAACUGCCAUUUUUAAGGUUUUAAACCAUUUUGAUUUUAUGCGUUUACAAAGGCAGGAUGUAUAUGUUUACAGAGCAAGUUCUUAACAUUUUGUAUCUUCGGGAUUCUGUUGUUGCUUUACAGCGUUCCUGUUUUCAGAGCCCCAUGGUGUAUGAAUAUGUGAUCAAAAGAGGAUGUAAGUCAAGAGAGGGAUAUGAGGAGUAGUUUGACAUAUUUGUGAAUACAUUUUUUUUUUGCUGUCUUGAUCAGAAGAUUGAUGCCAGUCUCUUGUCUGUGUGUUUGGUAUGGAGCUGGAGGCAAGAGGCGAUCACCCUAAAAAAACAUUAUCCUGGCUACAAGGUUAGUUAUACCACGUAGCUCCUUCAAAAAACUGUUAUUUUAAAAUUUCUUUUUUGUAUUAAAAAAACAAGAUUUAUCAUUUUAAUUUGUAAGAUCAGGAUCAGGUCCCCAGGAAGUGUGGCACACUUUUGAUGACAAUUUUUCGUAGUGACCAAACAGUGUAAUUACAUCCGUCAUGUGUUGCCAAAAACAUUUUUUGCAAUAGAUUUACAUGGCAGAAGAGACAUCUGAAAAUCUGUGAAAUCAGAUACAUUUUUUGAGGGCCAAAAAAAGGGGUUUGUUCCAUCAUCAGGAUUUGAUCCAUUCAGUACGAUAACAUUUUGAAAGACUAAAAGGGACGCACAAUUGAAUAAUUUUAUUCCCAUUCAAGUUAGUGGAGCGCCGAAGUCUCCAAUGUGCCUUCUCUACAGGCCACACAGUGCAGAAGGAGUGACGAUCAUUAGGGUAAUUUUACAAGCGGCAGUUGGAUUUUUUGGGGGCUUUGUGCACCACUGAGUAACUUUCAUAGGAACUAACAGAACCCUACCUCCAAUGCUGUGUCCAGUUAUCUUUAGGCAUUCAUGCUCUAGAGCUGCUGGUAGGCAGAUUUUGAAUUUAUGGUGCGAGCCAGGCCUGAAUUUAGCCAUGACAAAACGUAGCAAAACUUUAAAUGGAAACUGUGCUGCAUCGAACGUCCUUUUGUGUUAAGGCUCAGACAAACUUUCCACAUUGGACGUCCGGUGACAGCUGCGGUCAAGCACAUGCAGUUGUGUUCAUAGUACAAUUGGCGGUCCAUGUCAGCCCCAGGCAAUAAACACAAGGGCUUAGGAUCCUUCUACUGCCAACAUCAGGUUAAAGAGAAACUUAAUGAUGCUGCGUGUGAAUGUCUGUCAGAUAUCCAACUUAAAACUAACUUUACGGUAGAAAGGCAGCUGUGGCUGCUUCAACUGCAGUGUUUUGAACUGGAAAUAAGUGUUGAACAAGAGAUUGGAGCAUGCACAGUUGCCACGGUUUCUAUUCCUACAGUCUGUGCUGUCACAUAAAAUGGGCUACAUGUGGACCCAAGCGGGCCCUCGUGGACUUGGCUGAAUUAUGACUUUAACAUCACACAGACCAAUUUGGACCCAUGCACAGACGCUAUGCAUUGGCCUUUAUGCUAAAUACGUCCUGGUUUAAUUCAGUAAAAUUCAAGAAAAAUUAACAGGGCAUUAUUGGCAUUUGAAAUAUAUGUUUACAUUACCAAAGCAAGUGUGUAACAUAAAAACAAAAAUUACACAUACAGUAGGUAAAGUUAUAUUAGAAUUUGGUUUAUAUACUUGUCGCUGCCACUGCAAAACAGUGCGCGACCUUUUCAUAUUGAACUUGCUCCCCACUAAUCAUGUCCCCCUGCUUCCUGUCUUUUUGCUAGCUAAGCUAAGCUAACAGCCUCCUUGCUCUAGUGCCAUGCUUUACACAAAGACAUGAGAGUGGUACCAAUCGCCUUAUCUGACUCUCAGCACAUAAGCAUUUUCCAAAAUGUCCAACUAUUUCUUCAUAACAUCCCAAAACCGACCACAAAUUCAACUCGCUACCUUCAAAUAUUACUCGUACUGUACAGUGGUACUGGCCUUAUUUCUGAUUUUUACUUGACCAACUUAUUUCAGUGAGAACAUUUCUGUGUCCGAGGGGAGUUUAAUGUGUAUAGUGAUUACCUGAAACCUUAUUUACAUACUGUAGAUUAUUAAAAAAAAAUACACGAGAAACCUGCCUGUUUUCCCCCCAGACACAACAUAUGAACAAGUGUACAUAUUAGCUUAAUGCUUUUAUCUGAAGACGAGCUCCUCCCAGAGAAACACACUAAAUUGGUUUUAGGUCAACGGUCCCCUUUGACCCAUGAACCAUAUUUUGAUAUGUUGUUUUUUGUUUCUUCUUAGGCAUAUUUUUAAGGUACUUCUGUUUGGUCUCGACAUUAACCGGCCAUCUUUGGUACUUGUGUAUAAUGAUGUACAUUUGACAUAUUUAUAAUGCAGUUUGUAAAUAUCUUUUUCUUUUUUUUUGUUUUUGUUCAAGUUAAUUUUCCUAUUGUAAUUCCUUUUACGUUCAGAACGUGAAACAAAGCAAAAGCUAAAGAGUAACUUGUUGUAUGCUUGGAUGCUUGGCUGACUGUUGACCUAUUAAUAAACACUCAAAUAAAACGAAGUAGCCUUCCCUGCAUUUGGGGAAAGCGA